GAGAGACGAUCUCAAGAGUCUGAUCCAACGGCCGUUCUUCGGGCCAAAAAGGUACCGGUGGCGCAAUAGAGAGGAGAGUUCGCGACUUUCACCUUACGCUCUGGGGAUAGGACACUACGAGACAACUUGUACAUUACAUAUCAGUAUCAUCCUCUCCUGUCAUGCAUGCUUAGGUCGGGCCGAAAGUCGUAGACAGAGGUAGAUGGGUGCUGACGCUUUGGCGCUCGGUCCUUUUCAACCAAAGGAUAUGUCGUGAGUCGUCGCUCAGAUCAUGGGACCUUUUGCCCGCCAUUAGUGCGGAAUGGGCAAGUCACGAAACAUCCAUGGCCUCGUCACUGUUCGAGCACUCUCACAGUAUCUUUCCAAACAGCCAUCACCAUGUCCAACGCUGUAAUCUUGAUCAAUGGUUUUCCAGGCGUGGGCAAAUCGUCAGUCGCGAGAGAAUUGAUGGCAUUGCUACCUCAUUCGACGUUACUUGAGGCUCAAGCUUUGGAUCUAGCUGCGAACGCGGCACACGAAGUGACGAGUCGGUCCAAUGCAGAGUUGAGGAAAAGACUGCGAGAGACUAUUCUCCGUUCAUUGGCACCUGUCGGUACUGGUGUUGGUGCUCAGAGUCGAAUCAUGGUCAUCACCGACACCCUACUAUCCUCUCCGCCGACUUCGGCGUUUCUGCAAUCAUACCUUGCAUGCUGUCGAUCCAAUGGGAUAAUCCUCAUUCAUAUCAUCUUGUCAUGCGACUCCUCUACAAACGUCUCACGACUGGGCAGCGGUAGCAAAAUUGAUGAAGAUACGCUCGUGGCCAUGAGGAUGGAGGAAGAAAUCGGACAAUACCUCUCACUUCAGGACAAAGUCCGAGGCGGGUCCAUGCCGGGCUUGUCGGGGGAAAUGGAGUUGGACAAUUCCAACCUUGGAGCUAAAGAUACCGCCGCCAGGGUCGGAGAGUACUGUAUAGAUUUGUUGAAGAGACAGGGAUGGUCCCUGCAGCCUGCAAAGAGGGUGUAGAAAGAAAUUCCUACGCUUGCUGGUCCCGCAAAAGCCAUCAUCUCAACAUAGCUCGAUCCUCAGUCUAGCUAGCUGCAUGAGCAAAGCG
This is a messenger RNA of Kockovaella imperatae, 1090 nucleotides long. RefSeq lists its product as hypothetical. The transcript has 3 exons. Lineage: Eukaryota; Fungi; Basidiomycota; Tremellomycetes; Tremellales; Cuniculitremaceae. Bases 379 to 1002 code for a protein of 207 amino acids. The record is from RefSeq and is a predicted model, not a curated record.